This is a messenger RNA of Lytechinus pictus (painted urchin), 3624 nucleotides long. RefSeq names its product mucin-5AC-like. Gene Ontology annotation, molecular function: metalloendopeptidase activity. The transcript is spliced from 4 exons. NCBI's taxonomy places the organism in Eukaryota, Metazoa, Echinodermata, Echinoidea, Temnopleuroida, Toxopneustidae. Gene Ontology annotation, cellular component: extracellular matrix. Gene Ontology annotation, biological process: extracellular matrix organization; proteolysis. Bases 111 to 2393 code for a protein of 760 amino acids. The record is from RefSeq and is a predicted model, not a curated record.
UUGGUUGUGAUGGAGUAUUGGGUUCUGGACUAACAGAAGACAAGUGUGGUGUGUGUGGUGGAUCAAACACAGAUUGUCACAUCUUUUCUGGUAUAUUUGACCAACCUACAAUGAAGAUUGGAUACCAUACACUCGUUACUAUCCCAGCAGGGGCUAUGUAUGUUAACAUCACAGAGAUGACCAGGAGUAGGAACUAUCUAGGUCUUCAGAUCUCGGGUGGAAACCCUGUGUUCAAUGGCGGUUGGAGCAUUGACUAUCCAGGAAACUACUCUGCUGGUGGAACCAAUGUGAUGUACACCAGGUCGGCCAGGAGUAUGAGUAGCAGAGGAGAACAGAUCCUCAUCAUGGGACCAACAUCAGUAGAUUUGGAUGUGAAGAUCAUUUACCAGGAAAGAAAUCCCGGAAUCUCCUAUGAGUAUGUCAUUCCAAAUCCUCCAGAGGAGAAGGAAGAGCGUCCCCCACCAAGACGUCAGGAGGAGGAGGAAGGUGGGAGGCAGACAUCACAGCAGAACCCAAGGGUACAACCCAAAGCUACUCGACCUCCAUCGACUACCACAAGACCUACUACAACACCUCCAACAACAACUGCAAGGACUACAACACGUAGUACUAUAAGACCAACAACAACUGUUCCUACAACACCACCACCACCCCCACCUCUGACAACCACAAAUGCACCAAUCAAAGAGGAGCAGCCUAAAUCUGUAGGAGAGAAGGAGAUGAGCAUAUCAAGUGGUGUACUGCCAGGAAAUGGCAUGGGAGACAAGGAAACGCCUGAAGGAUACCCAGGAGUUAGGUAUACCAUCUCAGAGUCAGAAGAAACACACAGAGAGAAUCAAGGUCUAGAAGCAGGUCCAGAGGGCAGGUACUAUAACAGACCAGAAGGGUCUCCAUUGUCAGGAGUAAGUACAGUGUCAGGGUCAGUAUCAAGAAGCAAUCCUACAGUGCCAGAAGGUCAGAGACCUUCUGGACCUUCUGUAGAGACUGGGCUGGGGAGCAGUAGACCUUCUAAUCCAGGUAGAUCAAACACAGGCCGCGGACGUGACACUAUUUAUGUCCCAAGUGAAAGUUCUGGCAAUGUACCAGCAACACAGACUGAGAUCUUGCGGGGUGGAGAGAGGGGCCAAGGAGAAACUCCCAGAGAACAAGGUCAAGGAGAUGCAACCGGAAGGGCCGUGCCACCAGUUUAUGUUUCUAAUCCGCAACUAGGACGUGGGCCAUCUCCUGCAAACUCAGAGAGACAAACAUCAGCAACAGGUACAGGAACUCAAAGAGAACCAGAACAAUCUCGUCCUUUUUAUGGGUAUUACCCAACCGGAUACAAUCCUCCCGAAACCAGAGUACCUGAGAGUGAUGCCAUUCCUCCUGUUUCAAGUAAUUCUCAAUUAGCCUCUCAGUCAUCGUUCAAUAGACCUACAGGUAAUAAUCCACCAAAUCCACAAGGUUCUUCAGGCAGUAGCAGGCCUUUCAACUAUAAUCCAAAUCUUCCAGGUGGGAGAGGAACAACUGAUAACAGUGGACCUAGAGGACCGUCCCAUCAAAAUUUAGGAACAACUGCUCAAUCGGGAGUUACCAGUGGUAGGUUUACUUCAGGAACAAAUUACAAUCCACAGUCCCGGUAUCCUACAGGAAACAGAAACCCAAGCAUUGGUCCUAAUCCAGGACGCCCGAGACCCAUGUAUGGAGGAGAUGAGCCAAGUGGUGAUAUAGUAUACAAUCCAAAUUACAGACCACCUACUAAUCAGGGUUUUCCUCCUUACAACAGCCAGGGAGUACCAUCACGUGGACAACCAUCAAACCCUACAGGACAGGGAAUUCCAGUGAAUGGGCAGGGUACACCUUCCCAAACAGGAGGAUAUAGGCGUCCUGGUGUGGGGCAGGACCAACCUACAUUUGGACAAGGGCGACCAAAUAUUGGACAAGGAGUUCCAAGUCGGGGCCAGGGGGUACCACCCCAGACAAGACCUGACCGUUAUCCUUUCCGACCAAACCCAGAUGCGAUCCCAGACAUGCCUCCACAGACGUCCUCUAACCUUCCCCAAACUAGCGGACAGAUUGGCAUCUACCCCAACCCUGGUCAGCAACCACCAUCUGGACCUAUCUUUGGGCAGGAGAAUCCUGAGACCAACUACAGCCCAUUAAACAGUGGAGUUCCUAGACCAGUUGUCCCAAUCGGGGGUGAGGAACUUGAUGCUUACACCAGUGAAGACUACAGCUCAAGCAUCCCAGAGGAGGGGCAAGGCAAUGAAGCCACUUUUGAUAGGCUCCCUGGUGAACCUCAUCCUGCGGUGAAUCCAGAAGCUCUUUACAUAUGGAUGGAGACGGGGGUUACCGAGUGCUCUGUGUCAUGUGCAGGAGGUAAGUCCCAUCAGUUCUUAAAUUCAAUAACUUAAGUUUUGAGCAGAAGCAUUAACCUUAAUAUCAGAAUAGUUUACUAUCAAGUGUACCAUAUGCUUGUCUUACUAUCGUGUUAUACUUGGUGAAAAUCCACUGUAGGUUUCAGAGUUCAAUAAUCAUUUAAAAAACUAACUCUGAAUUUCCCACAGUCCUGUUGCACUUAACUUUUCUGCAUGAAGUCUGAAAUACUUUUGGCAAGACUUCUGAUUGCACACACUUUGAGUUUAAUCAGAUUAUGAAAAUAGGUGUUCUGAAAAGGAUCAAGUACUUACAUGAAUUCAAGCCAAACUGAUAUGACAAUUUUGAAAUUCUAUAGCAAUCAUCUUAGACACUUGUUGAUUUAGCAGGAGAUAAACCUGUUAUUUUCGCACCGCCACCAUCCAUAUUCUGACAGAAGAGGCAAAAGACAUUCUACAAAUCAGUUUAAACAGGAAAUAAAUAUUGCAAAAUCACCUUGUUGACAGAAUGUUCCUUUCAAAGGUGGAUUAUUUUGGUCAAAAUUUGUCAAGAAUAUUUGUUUUCAAAGGCCAUCAACAAACAUCCUGAGGGGGAUGAAACAAUUAUUGUUGUAUUUUUCUGACUAAUUUUUGUGACGUUGAUUGAUUAAGGUCUUAAUCUUCUCCAUUAUCCCUUUUCAGGUUAUUUAUGCAUUUUUAGGAGCAUGAUGUAUUAUUUCAUUUUAUAUUUGCUUAUGAAGAUAGUUGCCAAUCAAAUGAGAUUAAAUGAAAAUAAACAAUUUUACGUAAAACUAUUACACGAUAUGAAUGUUUAAUAUUUCCUCUUCAAAGUCAACCAAAGUUGAUGAAUUGGACCAGAAAAUGUAGGAAGUUGUCAAUUGAAGUUUGUCUCUUGUGGGACAUUAUUAUCUUAGGGUUGCAAUAUUAAGCUUUUAUAUGAUAAGGUGUAUUUUUAGAAGACUUGUUGAUUAUAAUAUAAUAUAGGCCUAUAUGAAAUAGAUAUUAUUUGUUUAUAAAUUCCAUCUGACAUGCUUACUGAUUAUGUGCUACAGGGUAUUUCUUGAUAUUGGCUUAUAUGUCCCUGCAAAUGUCAACAAAUUUUACCAAGAAGAGAAUCAUAAUCAUUUCAGAGCAAGGGCAGACCCAGGAUAUCCAAAUUAAGUUUGAUUUAUUUAUCUUUACAUUUCCAACAAAAAUAACAUGCAUCCAAUGUAAACAAUUUUGAACUGUACAAAUAGGUAAAUAGUAGGCUAGGCCCUAAAUAGAUUGU